AUGAGAAUCUUAAUCAACAUUUUAUUUGGAUUUGCAGUUUUAAUAUUAAAUCAAAAUUUGCAAGUUUCUGCCAACAUUCGCGGACCUUACAACCCUGAUCUAAUCUACCGAUGUGUCAAAAAUCCUACGGAGAAUCCAGAAAUGUGCGUUCAAGAAUUUCAAAAAUACAUCGCAACUAUGAAUCAAUUUACAACACAACAGGAUGUUCCUUAUCUUGAGCAACUCAAAAAUAAUGGUUAUAAUGGAAUCUAUCCUGCCAGGCGUGGAUGA
Messenger RNA from Chironomus riparius, 270 nucleotides. The record is from the annotation of a GenBank genome assembly. Lineage: Eukaryota; Metazoa; Arthropoda; Insecta; Diptera; Chironomidae.